CAGUUUAGUGCGCAGCCGCUCUGUUCGACACAUUACCGUCGUGCCAAGAGGGAUCUUCCACUUCUUUUAGAAUUUUUUUCCAAAUUUAUCUUUCUCUUUAAUACCCACUUAUCAGCCAAAAUGGUAAGCAGGAUAUUGUAUAUGUAUUCAUUGCAUAUCUUUUGAAUAUCUUUGCCUUGCGAUAGUUAGCCUCUUUGUCAACAUUGUGUCGUUAGGCGUGAACCUCUUAAAAAAAAUCAAUUGGUUGCCGCCAUUUUCGCUGUCGGGCAGUUCUUAUUCGUAUUUUGCGCCAAUACCAAAUUCUCCCAUUCUCACACGAACUUCUUUACUUAUAUUUGGUGUCUGUAAAAAAUAAUGCCUAAUAAAUAUAAAUAAAUUGAAUAUAAAAUUGUAGGCCUAAAUGUAUAUAUAAUAACUCUUAUCAGAUUUAUGUACACAAAGAAAAAAAUUUAAAUUAAUAACUUUUACUUUUACCAAGUGGCUAUUCGGCCCGGGUAUCAGAAGAGAGAGGUUGGGAUUUAAAAAAAAAUAUUUAAAAUAUAAUUGUAGGGUUUUUAUUACUUUUACCGAAAGACCUACAUGUAAUAGUAAAAUGUAUGUAAACUCACUUCUUCAGUUUAACUACCACAAAUGACAUCCGAAAAGCAUGACAAAUGGGACCCGGGUGCGAAUGGCUGAGAUGUUAGUUCAUUUUGAUUAAAUGCUAUUUGGAUGUCAUUUGUUGUAGUUUAUUUUAGUUAAACUGAAGAAUUAAGUGUACAAACAUAGUCCAUUCAAUUAACUUUCAUUUGAUACCUCAUUUCGUCUUACAAACUCAACAAUAAUAUUUUUAAUAGUUUUUUAAUCCCAACCUCUCGCUUCUGGUACCCGGGUGCGAAUAGCCACUUCGUAAAUUUUAAGCUGGCCUAAUGCCUAAUACUAAUGUGACAACGUUACCAAAAUAAAUAUGAAAUGCUAAAAUUACAAUGGACGAAUCAUGUGAUUUAAAAAGCAAAAAAAAAAAGCAAAAAAAAAAAAAGCAUUAACUUCUUUUUUUUAUUAUAUUUUUAUUUUUUUUUUUAUUUUUUUUUUUUUUUUUUCUUUUUUUUUUUUUUUUUUUUUUUUUUUUUUUUUUUUUUUUCUAGCUUUGAACUUAGAUGUUUUUGGGAGAAAAAACCAAACAAAAUGAGUAGUAGUAGCAGUUUAAUAGCCUACAUUAGACUAUAGGGGCCUAAUUAUAAAGAUUGGUCUUUUACUUUUAUAAAUUAUUAUAAUUUAUACUUAGUUAUAGUUAGUCACUAAAUAAUUUAUAUCAUAUUAUGGUACGUCAAAAAAAUCAGCUUUGGCUUUGGCCUACCCUACAACACAUUCACAGACAAUGACAAUGUAGGCCUACCUUAUAAGUCAUAAGUAAAAUCAAUGAGUCAACGUUGAUAUUAAUCAUUAAUGUCAUUAGAGUAGACAUAUAAUUAUAAUAUACGAAUUAUACAUUUCAUCAUGCUCAAAUGUUAGAGUUAGAGCAAGAUGACCUUGAUACAAUUACUUUUACUCUCCUAUAUAUCAAAAUGUAGGCUACCAACUGAAUUCUGUUAAAUUUUAUAUUUUAUUUAUUAUUGUUGGUUGCCUAAUUUAAAGGCGAAAUUAAUUUAAAAAACAUUUUGUCAAACCAAGAUUGUGAUUAACCAGAGACCUACUACUAACUAAAAAAUACUGAUUUGUUAAGACUAAGAGAUACACCUGAUGAUACUAAAUGAAAGAUACUGAUUUGCUAAGAGACACCAAUACAAAUUUCACAACACAGAUUAUUUGGUCAAUUUCAUUGACAAUCUUUGUGUAAACUGAAACUGUAUGUGAAAGUUCAAAUAGUAAAUUAUUGACACCAUAGAAAUAACAUGAAAUCUGUUUUUGAGAACUAACAAGACAUUCUGCCCAGUAGCAUUUUGUGCCCUUUCUGACUUUUAAAGGCUUUACUUUCAUUUUUCUCAUUCUAUUUCUCUUUUAAAAAUAAUAAGAUAGAAUGCAAAUGCACAGUAAUGCUAUUUAUAAGUAAAAAAUUACUGUCGUUUAGUGUAAUAUGCAAUGCAAAGUUUAUAUUGGGUGGAAAAAAUAUUGUAAUGUAAGGAGUUUAAAAAAAAAUUGCAUUCCUUUUAUUGAGUUAAGUAGACUGAAUUUUACUCAAUCUUCACAAUUGAAUUGAAAGUCCAUGCAUUGGAUGAACUUGGCAAAACUGCCCAUUUACAGAGGUUCAGGCAGAAAGAUUAUUACUUUGGCACUACUUUGGUGCUGCUUCUUCAGUUUGUGAAUACCAGAUCUUUUGCUCAAAACAUUAACAGGAGGAUGGACAAUGUCUUGUUAUACUUAUUUGAGCAGUAAAAAGACUGAUUUGAAAAAUCUUCCAAAUAUUACAUCACUCUAAAUGAAAAUGUUCAUUUGGUGGAGCCAUAAUAUAAAAUACAACAGUAAAUUAGUGUAAUACAAUAAGAAAACUGUUUAUUUUAUGGGGUACCGGGUAUUCAAGCAGUUGGACAUCAUUCAACAACACGAGUCAUCAAUAAUGAAAAUGAUUCAUUAUUUUACUCCUAAAACAACCCCUUUCAUUUUUUAAUUGUCCUUUUCUUGUUUAUUUAUCUCCACUUCAUUAUCUCCUUACAAUAUCUGAAACUUUCUAAUUUUGUAUCUUCUGCUAUUAGCGUGAGUGUAUUUCCAUCCAUGUUGGUCAAGCUGGAGUCCAGAUUGGUAAUGCCUGCUGGGAGCUGUACUGCCUUGAGCAUGGUAUCCAGCCAGAUGGUCAGAUGCCAUCAGACAAAACCAUUGGAGGUGGUGAUGACUCAUUCAACACCUUCUUCAGUGAGACUGGUGCAGGCAAACAUGUACCCAGGGCUGUCUUUGUUGAUCUUGAGCCCACUGUUGUUGGUAAGUUAAAUAAAAUACUGAAAUAAAAUGAACAAAAAAAAAGCUGUCAUUUUAAUUUUUAAAAAUUAAAAAUUUUUCAAAACAUAAAAUUAUAAUUUUGAAAUUUGUUUCAGAUGAGGUCCGCACAGGAACUUACCGCCAGCUAUUCCACCCUGAGCAGUUGAUCACAGGAAAAGAAGAUGCUGCUAAUAACUAUGCCCGGGGCCAUUACACUAUUGGCAAGGAAAUUGUAGACCUAGUGCUGGAUCGUAUACGAAAACUUGCCGAUCAGUGUACUGGGCUUCAAGGCUUUCUCAUUUUCCACAGGUAAUGUUGAUUUUACUUGUAGAAGAGUAUUUCAUUUUACAUAUUGUCAUUCCAUUCUAAACAGAAUUAAAAAUAUUUAUAAAGCUUUUCUCUAAAUUUCAUUCGAAAAGAAUAUUACUUCUCAAUUUCUAAUCUUCAAUUUUGAGAUUUAAAAAAAAAGGAACUUAAAUUUGAUAAGCUACCUAUAACUCUUAUAUAAGAUCAUACAGCGUAAUUUAUUAAUUAUUUUUUGAACAUAUGUUAUUUUAGAAAAGACAUACAACUUUUCAAUUGAUUAUAGCUUUGGUGGUGGCACUGGCUCUGGCUUUGCAUCCCUGCUCAUGGAGCGUCUCUCUGUUGACUAUGGCAAGAAAUCCAAGUUGGAGUUUGCCAUUUACCCAGCUCCUCAGAUCUCCACUGCUGUUGUAGCUUUGGUGGUGGCACUGGCUCUGGCUUUGCAUCCCUGCUCAUGGAGCGUCUCUCUGUUGACUAUGGCAAGAAAUCCAAGUUGGAGUUUGCCAUUUACCCAGCUCCUCAGAUCUCCACUGCUGUUGUUGAGCCCUACAACUCCAUCCUGACCACCCACACCACACUGGAACACUCCGACUGUGCCUUCAUGGUGGACAAUGAGGCCAUCUAUGACAUCUGCCGCCGCAACCUUGACAUUGAGAGACCAACUUACACCAACUUGAACCGUCUGAUUGGCCAGAUUGUCUCAUCCAUCACUGCAUCCCUCAGGUAAGCUUUCAUAGCCCACUAAAUUUGUAGAUUUGCUUUUUCACAAUUUUUAUCCUUCCAGUAUUUGAUAAGUUUGAAUAUCUGUUAAAUUGAUAGCUAAUAUAAUUUCAAUUUUCUAGGUUUGAUGGUGCCCUGAAUGUUGACUUGACUGAGUUCCAGACCAACUUGGUGCCAUACCCACGUAUCCACUUCCCACUGGCCACCUAUGCCCCAGUCAUUUCUGCUGAGAAGGUAAGAUGCAUGGCAUUUUAUCAAAACUUAUUAACCUUGAAAGAGUUAAGAUUUAAUUCACAAUUUGUACAAUCCCUUGUGAUUCAUCUAUAGCAUAAGUCUUUGUAAUUUUCCAGGCCUACCAUGAGCAACUGUCAGUUGCUGAGAUCACCAAUGCUUGCUUUGAGCCAGCCAACCAGAUGGUGAAAUGUGACCCACGUCAUGGCAAGUACAUGGCCUGCUGUAUGUUGUACAGAGGUGAUGUUGUCCCCAAGGAUGUCAAUGCUGCUAUUGCUACCAUCAAGACCAAGAGGACCAUCCAGUUUGUUGACUGGUGCCCAACUGGCUUCAAGGUAUGUACAUGGCCUGCUGUAUGUUGUACAGAGGUGAUGUUGUCCCCAAGGAUGUCAAUGCUGCUAUUGCUACCAUCAAGACCAAGAGGACCAUCCAGUUUGUUGACUGGUGCCCAACUGGCUUCAAGGUACCGUACUCAUUACUGUUUUUUAGUAUACAGCAUAACAAUUAAAGGACUGGUUUUUAUGCUUUUUUGUUAACUUUGGUUGGCAGAUUUAAAUACAUAAUUUUAUGCUAAAAUGACUCUAUAUGACAAAGAGUUUCAGUGAAAUUAAAAAUCAAGUUUUUUCUUUAAACUAUGAGGGAUUUUUAACCUGAUUUAGCUAAUGUUAUAUAUAUUUAUUGAUUGUCAAAUUAUGACAAUUUCUAUUCCAGGUUGGCAUCAACUACCAGCCACCAACUGUUGUGCCUGGAGGUGAUUUGGCCAAGGUCCAGCGUGCAGUGUGCAUGUUGAGCAACACAACUGCUAUUGCUGAGGCCUGGGCCAGACUCGACCAUAAAUUUGAUCUCAUGUAUGCCAAACGUGCCUUUGUCCAUUGGUAAGAAGACUUCACAUAAUAUGUCUGUAGUCAUAAGAGUUACUUAAAGAUUAAUUUCUAGAGAAUAUUAAUAUGCCAUUGUUAUUUGUUAUUAAGUCAUCUGUUAAAAUUGACACCAAGAUGGAAUUAAUAUUUAUACAUAUUUUUCUAGGAUGUUCAAUAUAUUCAACUUUCCUAUAGUUGUUUAACUUUCCUAAAAUGUUUUGUUUUCAAUAGGUAUGUGGGUGAGGGCAUGGAAGAGGGUGAAUUCUCAGAGGCCCGUGAAGAUCUGGCUGCCCUGGAGAAGGACUAUGAGGAAGUUGGUGUUGAUUCAGUUGAAGGAGAGGGAGAGGAGGAAGGAGAAGAAUACUAAGCAGACCUAAAGUUCUCAGCAUUAAGUUUAUAUUGCAGCACCACUUUUACAUCCUUGUGUCUUAUCUAGAGAAGUCCUGAGACAUUUUUUUCAAUAAGGGCUUUGCAGUCAUGUAGCCUUGGUAUUGUUUUAUAGCUUUUUGUUGAAGGAUAAAUGGGUUGUCGAAGUCCUUUAUCUUACAGGCCUUUUUUUAAAGUUUUAGUUUAAUAAAAUAUUAAUGGAAAGUUGUAAAUGUUUAAAUUAAUCAUCUUCAAAAAAGCAAUUUAUAAACACUUUGUUUUGGUGAUACAACCAACAGAUUUCAUAGACAAAAUUUCCCUUCAUACAUUAACUGACAUGAAGACAAAAUCUGGUUUACUGUGAUAAAGCACUCAUUUAUUUUAGUGAAAAAUAUUUAUUUUGCCUAAAAGCAUGUUCAGGUUUCAUUGUCGGUUGAAUUUUAGAAUGUAAAAUUUUUUAAGCUUUUUUUUUAUGAGUUUAAAUAUUAAUUUUAAUGUGGCUAUUGUAAUUUGCAUUUAGUUCAGAAUUACGAACUACCAUUCCAGAUGUUAAGUUAUACACUCUUAUUCCUCAAUGCACGUCAUUAAGUAAUGUUUUUGACAUCAGUGAUGUGUCCUAGUCUACAGGUUCGUUUUAUAAGUUGGUACAUUUUUGUUAAGCCUGAAUGGAGAAUUAAAAGUUAUACCUAAUUCUUUUAUAUAAUGGUUCAGUAUUAUUUGAUAAAACUUGUUUCUGUAUGAGUGAAGGUAUUAUGUACCACAUGUUCAAAUUUUGUCAUGUAAAAAAAACCAACAUAUAACAACAAAUAAAAAACACAGACAUAAACUUAUCAAAAAUAUCUCUUCCCACCAACUCCCAAAUGACCUCUGGACAUCUUUUUUUUCACACCAACAUAAUUAGAUGGCUCAAUUUUUUAAAGAUAAUUAAAUUAGUUUCCUUUAACUCCUGCUAAAAAAAUAUGCGAAAAGAAAAUCUCACCAUGACGUGCGAUCCACUUGAAAUUUAAAAAUUUUCCAACACUCUUCAGACAUUCUCAAAUUUUGGUCCGCUGUGGCCAAAUCUUUACAUUUAAUGUCCUCAAAACUAGGUCAGUUUAAGGAUACUUAAUUAAUAUUUUUGAGCCUCCAUUUGAAUGUUGUAGUCAAUGAAGUCAAAUAAACUGCAAAGCAUUGCCCAUGAGAUGGUCUGCUUAUUUGUCAUAAUAAAUCA
Lymnaea stagnalis (great pond snail) is the source of this 6579-nucleotide messenger RNA. The record is from the annotation of a GenBank genome assembly. Lineage: Eukaryota; Metazoa; Mollusca; Gastropoda; Lymnaeidae.